Messenger RNA from Anthostomella pinea, 894 nucleotides. NCBI's taxonomy places the organism in Eukaryota, Fungi, Ascomycota, Sordariomycetes, Xylariales, Xylariaceae. The record is from the annotation of a GenBank genome assembly.
AUGCCAGCGACAGACUCAGACGGCGAAGAUGCAAUCACAAAGGAGGAAAUCACCGGCACCGCGCCCGCCCCAGCAGCGACUGCGGCCGGGGUAAGCCAAGGGACGAAGCGCAACGCAUUCGCAGAGCUCAUGGCACCGAAGCCGAAGAAGACCACCGCGACGACCUCCGAAGACGAGCAGCCCUCGACACUAGCCUCCCGCCGCUCGACCCUAACGCGCACAUUCAAGAACCGCGACGGCCUCGGCGCCUACACGCACGACCCGACAUCGUUCCCGUCUUCGCGCGUCAUCUACCACAACGACGACUUCGUAGCGAUCAACGACCAAUACCCGAAGUCGACGGUACACACGCUUCUACUACCGCGCCACCCAACCCUCAGCCGUCUGCACCCGUUCGACGCGCUCUCGGACGCCACGUUCCUAACAACAGUACAAGAAGAGACGGCGCGGUUGAAGCGGCUCGUCGCCAAGGAGCUGCAGCGGCGGUACGGGCGGUACAGCAAGCAGGACCGGCUGCGCGAGGCGGUGUUAAACGAGGAGGUGGAGUGGCCCGCCGGGAGCGAGCUGCCCAGGGGCCGCGACUGGGAGGCCGAGCUGCUGGUCGGCGUGCACGCGCACCCGUCCAUGAACGACCUGCACGUGCACGUCCUGGCGCCCGACAUGUUCUCGGACUGCAUGCGCCACAGGAAGCACUACCUGUCGUUCAACACGCCGUUCCUGAUCGACGUGGCCGACUUCCCACUGGCGGACGACGACCCGAGGAGGCAUCCGGGACGCGCGGGGUAUACCAAAAGGGACUUGCAGUGUUGGCGUUGCGGGAAGAACUUUGGGAAUAAGUUCAAGCAGCUCAAGGACCACCUGGACGAGGAGUUUGAGGAAUGGAAGAGGGAAUGA